Phytophthora megakarya is the source of this 1050-nucleotide messenger RNA. Lineage: Eukaryota; Oomycota; Peronosporomycetes; Peronosporales; Peronosporaceae. The record is from the annotation of a GenBank genome assembly.
AUGGAGUGGCAACAGAUAAUUCAGGAGAACACGUUGUCCGUGAAGGCGAGGAUGCGUCAAGAGGCAUAUGAACAGAUGCUUCAGGAUGUGGCUCCGCCUGCGGUCAUGGUUCCCAAGUACAAGUGGCCAACAAAGUUACUAGCAAGACCAAGGGAACCUGAGCGAGCCCAGGUCACGAAGAUCGUGGAAGAACCGCAGAGGGGCGUCGAGGACGUGGGACCAGCCGAGGAUGUUACGCUCGAGGCAUACACCCCAAGCGUAAUUGGCUCACUCAUGGCUGUCGAAGCCCCGCCUGAAUUUGGCACCCUAGAUGCUGACAUCCAGGAUGGCGGAGGAGUUGUCGAUUCGGAAUCUUGUAAAAAAGUCCCAGAUGAAUUGGCCCAAGGAUCUGAAUGUGAUGCAUCCCAGGAUGACCCGAGCGUAGAAGAUGACGAUCUCGAGUUACCCUCGUCUGCCAUGCCUGGGACACCACUCGCAAGACUUGAUGCAGCCUAUGCCAGGUGUAUGCGAGUGAGUGCUGAAGAACUCGACUUGGAACCUGCAGUUUACAUUCGGGAAGGGAGCGAGCUCAUGUCCCAGUUGAAGGACCAGUUGGUUAUGCUACCUGAUUUGGAUGAUCUCUCUCCUGAAUGUGAUAUUGAGGCCGCUGACGUUGGAGAACCCGGUGAAAGCACGGAGGCUCAGGAAGAACAGCUGAAGUCCAUCCUGAAAAGGCACAAGAAGAUUUUCUUAGGUGACGGGAACGCUGCCCCACCCCCGGCGAGCAUCUGUGAUUUAGAUGUGGGUGAUGCUAAGCCAGUCGCUCAAAGACCCCGAUCGGUCGGUCCACACUUAGCGAUCAAGGUGUACGAAUUGCUGAAGAAGCUCCUGGAAGCUACGCUGAUUGAACACUCUGAAUCGCCGUGGGCAUCGCCAAUCGUGAUCGUACUCAAGAAGAAUGGAGUGGACAUUCGGAUGUGCAUCGACUAUCGAGUCGUGAAUAGUUUCAUUCAACUGUCGAACUACCCAUUACCGUUGAUCGACGAUCUCAUCACCGGUUUCGAAGGAAUG